AUGUCAGAAGGGCAGGAGAACAUUCCCCCGCCGACGCGGCUGCCGAGACUGCAGACGCCAACAAAGGUCACCGGCGCGGUUGGCAAGGCCGGGGUGGGCGACCACAAGCGCAAGUUCCUGUCGUCGCCGAUUGCCCCGCCCGCCAAACGUGUCGUUUCCGGCCCAUCCGCUGGCGUGUCGGACAUCAAGGCCCCCCAGCGCGGAGCCUCAAGCUUUGCACCAGCACCCAGGGCCGCCAGCACGUUACCGCCGCGCACAACCACCGCCAGACCCGAGACCCGCGCCUCCACCCGGUCGUCGGUCACUGCGCCUACAAAGAGCAGCGCGUUAGCUGCCCGCCGUCCUCCGAGUGCCAGCAGUUCUGUAUCGUCAUCAGCGUCGUCUACCACCGCUCGCUCUACCAAGCCCGCCCCAGCACCGACAAGGCGUCCAAUGAAUGCCGCUGGACCGAGCCGUCUCGUUGCCCAAAGGCGGCCUGUUGGGGCUGGUGCGGCCACCAGACCGACAAAGGCUCAGGACCAUGUCUCUCUCGAGUCUCUCAACCACAUGAUGGAAGCAGAUAUGCUCGCUGCCGUCACCCAAGACGAGCGCGACACGAGGAAGAAGCUGUCGGAGGCUUCCGAAGAGCUCGCCUCGCUACGACUCGUCCACGCUCGAGAGACUGCCGACCUUCAACGCCAGCUUGAGCAGAAGGAAAGGGCCAACCGCAACCUCGAGGAGGAGAUGCAGCAGGGCCGUGACGAGCUCAUCCAGGAGCGUGAGAUUGUCCGGAAACUCCGCGCAGCAGAACAGGACAAGCACAUGACUCUUUCAGCUCAGCUCUCUGCAAGCCAGGCGCACAACUCGGCCCUCCAGGGCGAGGUGGAGCGCGGUGCUCUGGCUGUUUCUGCCAUGCAAGCUGAGCUAAAAGUCGCCCGCGACAAGGUCAUUCAAGGAGAGGACGAGGCAGCUCAACGCAUCCUAGACGCACAGGCGGAAUGUGACCGCAAAGUGGCGGCGGUGGAGGAGGAGCUUCGCAACGCCGAGACGAUCCGCCGCAAGCUUCACAACCAGGUGCAGGAACUCAAGGGCAACAUUCGUGUCUUCGCGCGUGUACGCCCAGCCUUGCCGCACGAGCAGAACUCUCCUGAGGGCCUUGCGCAGAUUGCGUACGGUGAUGAACGUCUGGCGCAGGAGACUGGCCAGUCGCACCUCACCGUCACGACUCGUUCCGAGUCUGCUACGGGCAAGGAGCGCGAGCAGGUCUUGACCUUCCAGUUUGACCAGGUCUUCCAGCCCAAGGAUGGGCAGAAGGAGGUGUUUGCGGAAAUAAUGAUGCUUGCUCAGAGUGUUCUUGAUGGUUACAAUGUUUGCAUCUUCGCCUAUGGCCAGACUGGCUCGGGCAAGUCGUGGACGAUGGAAGGUGGCGAGGGGGAUAACGCGGGCAUGAUUCCGCGCGCCAUCGACAUGAUCUUUGCUGUCAGCAGCCAGCUCAAGGACCGCGGAUGGAAGUACCAGAUGGAGGGUACAUUCCUCGAGGUCUACAACGAGGUUAUCAACGACCUCCUUGGCAGCGGCCAGUUUGACAGCAAGAAGCACGAGAUCAAGAUUGACAAGGACAAUGUCAUGACUGUGACGGAUGUUGUCAGCUUGCCACUCAGCAACGCCAGACAGGUGUCCAUCCUGCUUGAGCGUGCGCGGUCGAGACGAGCUGUGGCGGCGACGCUUAUGAAUGAGCGUUCGUCGCGAUCACACUCGGUGUUCAGUCUCAAGGUCAAGGGGUCCAACCCAUUAACAGGGGAAGAGUGCUCGGGCAUCCUGAAUCUUGUCGAUCUUGCUGGCAGUGAACGCCUUGCGUCGUCUGGCGCAGGUGCCAACAAGGACAGGUUAAAGGAGACGAUCAACAUCAACAAGUCGCUUUCUGCGCUUGCCGACGUUAUUGGCGCUCUAGGGCAGGGACAGCAGGGUGGCCAUGUGCCGUACCGCAACUCGACGCUCACAAGGCUGCUGCAGACGAGCCUGUCUGGCUCCAGCAAAACGCUCAUGUUCUGCAACCUCUCGCCGCUGAACGCUCACCUGGGCGAAACUGUGUGCUCACUGCGCUUUGCCACAAAGGUGAACACGACGCCAGCUGGCAAUGCCAAGCGUACUCAUGGCCGCGCCUCGGGAUAGGCGCGGUGCGACUUGUCUCUCGCUAGUUACCUGUAC
This is a messenger RNA of Vanrija pseudolonga, 2187 nucleotides long. It is a transcript of the gene klpA, whose product is annotated as Kinesin-like protein klpA. Gene Ontology annotation, molecular function: microtubule motor activity; microtubule binding; ATP binding. Gene Ontology annotation, cellular component: microtubule cytoskeleton. NCBI's taxonomy places the organism in Eukaryota, Fungi, Basidiomycota, Tremellomycetes, Trichosporonales, Trichosporonaceae. The record is from RefSeq and is a predicted model, not a curated record. The coding region runs from base 1 to 2151 and encodes 716 amino acids. The transcript has 11 exons. Gene Ontology annotation, biological process: microtubule-based movement.